AUGGCGCCCAGCCGACCCGGAAAGAAGGAGAAGCCCGAUGCUGGGGCCCUCCUAGACGACGCCGAGACCCUUUUCGAAGUCGGCAAUAUCGAGGAAGCGAUUGGCCUUGCCGACAAAGCCUUGACGACGACCGGCGAGGGCGGCGAUUUCGAACUUCGCGCCGUGAACAUCCUCGCUCUGCUACACCUCGAAGACGGUGAGAUCGACGAGGCCCGCUCGCUCUUCGAGCGCGCGGCCAGCAUCGACAAGAAUGGCGACAUUGACGAAAAGGUCGGCGGCGGCCCCGAGAAGUUUCUCUUCCUGGCCGAACUCAGCGAGGAGGGCGGCGAGGAUACCGUGAAGUGGUUUGACCGCGGCGCCACAGCGCUGCGCAAACAGAUUCAGACCCUAAGUGCCAUCAGCAAUAAGACACCCGAGCAGCAAGACGCAUACGAAGAGAAGCAGAAGAAGCUAGGUGGCGUGCUCUGCGCCGUCACCGAAGUGUACAUGACAGAUUUGUCGUGGGAGGAAGACGCAGAGAAACGGUGCGAGGCGCUCAUUACUGAAGCCAUGAUGAUUGCGCCAGGUUCGCCCGAGACGUGGCAGACGGUGGCCAACGUGCGCAUCUCCCAGGAGCGCAACGACGAGGCCCGCACAGCCCUCAAGCGCGGCUUGGAGCUCUGGCAGGACCUGGCCCCCGAAGACCCCGCGGUGCCCGACUUCCCGACCCGCAUUGGGCUGGCCCGUCUGCUCCUCGAGACGGAAAUGAUGGAGGAGGCGCUCGUCGUUCUCGAGCGCCUCGUCACCGACGACGACGAGAGCAUCGAGGCCUGGUACCUCGGUGGCUGGGCGCUGUACCUGGCGGGCGAGAAGCUUCGCGACGCCAAGGGCAGCACCAACGGCGCGGAGGCUUCAGAGGACCUCCAAGUGACCUGGAAGUCGUCAAGGCGCUGGCUGGCCCAGUGCCUGAAGUUGUUCGAAGUCCAGGAGUACGAGGACGAACGGCUCGGCGAGCACGCUAUCGAGCUGGUGCUCAGCAUCAACAAGGUGGUUGGCGAGCCUGAGGAGGGCGAGGAUGAGUGGGACGUUGCCAGCGAUGAUGACGAUGACGAGGAAGAGGAUGAGGAAAUGCAGGACUAA
Molecule: messenger RNA, 1119 nt
Organism: Cordyceps militaris CM01
Lineage: Eukaryota; Fungi; Ascomycota; Sordariomycetes; Hypocreales; Cordycipitaceae
Product: Tetratricopeptide-like helical
Exons: 1
Coding region: 1-1119 (372 amino acids)
Molecular function (GO): protein binding
Source: RefSeq, a predicted model, not a curated record